Messenger RNA from Arachis duranensis, 1110 nucleotides. RefSeq lists its product as uncharacterized. Lineage: Eukaryota; Viridiplantae; Streptophyta; Magnoliopsida; Fabales; Fabaceae. The coding region runs from base 1 to 1110 and encodes 369 amino acids. The record is from RefSeq and is a predicted model, not a curated record. The transcript has 3 exons.
AUGAGCAGUAUAGAAGGAAGAGUAAUCAAGCUGAAUAGACCAGGAGAGCUGGGAUACAAGAAAGAUUGCUUAAAUGUAGUGGGCAAGAUAAUAAGUGACAACAAGAUAAGCUUCAAAACAUGCAAGAAUGCCUUACUGGAAAUGUGGGGAAACCCACAGGAGGUUGCAGUUAUUGCUAUUGGUUCGAAGAAGAUGUUGUUCAGUUUCAAAGAUAGAAAGAAAGGACUACAGAUCAUGCAGAAUGGGCCGUGGAAUGUUAGAAGAAAUAUGGUCAACCUUAGACUAUGGAGGGAGGGAGAAUCUGUAUUCGAGGUAGAUCAUGACAUCAUGGAAUUUUGGAUCCAAAUACAUGGCAUUCCGCUUGACCUCAUGGAGAAAGAGAUAGGCGCACGCAUAAGAGAAAUGUUGGGAGUAUUAGCUGAGGCGGAGGACCCUAAAAUGGAUGGCAUUCUGAGGAAAUCAUAUCUGAGAAUCAGGGUCAGCAUUGACAUCACCAAGGCGCUACCCAGAGGCUUCUGGUUAGACAGGGAGGAGCUGCCUCCUUUAUGGGUCUUCUUCAGGUUCAACGACGGGGGGAGAAAGCUCAAAACAACAGCGUUGAAGCGAGAGGGAGAGGAAUGGGAGCGUGCACAACAGAACUGGGAAAGGGAAAGUGGGGAGAAGAAAAGUUCAGAAGAGAGCAGGAUAAGGGAGGAACAGGCGAUUCAGCAGAAAAUCAGGGAGGAGAGUGUCUGGAAAAACCAAACUGAGAGAGAGGAAGAAAUGGCGGAGGCAGAAGAGCAGGUAGAGAAAGUACAAAAAAUCCCUGAUUUUCAGGGAAUUAGGAAUACGCAGACUACUCUAGAAGCUGCCUAUAAAUUUAAAAGCCUCAUUAAGGAGAUAAUGGAGAGGAAAAAUUAUUGGGCCAAUAAUAAUAAGGCCCAAAAAGGAGGAAACAUGAUUGAAGCACAAAGGGAGGAUAGUGGGGAUAAGGAGGCCAAGAAAUUGAGGAACAGCAAUGCUUCUCGAGACUCAGGGGAGUAUCAACUUGCAACACAAGACUCGAAAUUUCGCAAGAAAGGUCAAAUGGCAGAGGAGGCGGGCCUUAACAUGCCCCAACCUCAGCCAUGA